Molecule: messenger RNA, 757 nt
Organism: Tupaia belangeri chinensis (Chinese tree shrew)
Lineage: Eukaryota; Metazoa; Chordata; Mammalia; Scandentia; Tupaiidae
Product: protein CASC4
Source: RefSeq, a predicted model, not a curated record
CUCGUGCUGGCGGUGCUGCUGGUGGUGAUCGUCGUUCUCGCCUUCAACUACUGGAGCAUCUCCUCUCGUCACGUCCUGCUUCAGGAGGAGGUGGCCGAGCUGCAGGGCCAGGUCCAGCGCACCGAGGUGGCCCGCGGGCGGCUGGAGAAGCGCAAUUCGGACCUCCUGCUCUUGGUGGACACGCACAAGAAACAGAUCGACCAGAAGGAGGCCGACUACGGCCGCCUCAGCAGCCGGCUGCAGGCCAGGGAGGGCCUGGGAAAGCGAUGCGAGGAUGACAAGAUUAAACUGCAGAGCAACAUAUCCUAUCAGAUGGCAGACAUACAUCAUUUAAAGGAGCAACUUGCUGAGCUUCGUCAGGAGUUUCUUCGACAAGAAGACCAGCUUCAGGACUAUAGGAAGAAUAAUACUUACCUUGUGAAGAGAUUAGAGUAUGAAAGUUUUCAGUGCGGACAACAGAUAAAAGAAUUAAGAGCACAAAAUGAGGAAAAUAUUAAAAAGUUAGCAGACCAGUUUUUACAAGAACAAAAGCAAGAGGCCCAGAACAUUCAACCAAAUGAUGGAAAAGAAUUGGGUAUGAAUGAUCAUGUAGUACCUAAAAAUAUUCCAAAAAUAUCUGAGAAUGCUGCAGAUAAGAAUGAAGAACCCUCAAGCAAUCAUAUUCCACAUGGGAAAGAACAAAUCAAACGAGGUGGUGAUGCAGGGAUGCCUGGAAUAGAAGAGAAUGAUCUAGCAAAAGUUGAUGAUCUUCCUGCCG